Messenger RNA from Hibiscus syriacus, 3140 nucleotides. RefSeq lists its product as uncharacterized. The record is from RefSeq and is a predicted model, not a curated record. Lineage: Eukaryota; Viridiplantae; Streptophyta; Magnoliopsida; Malvales; Malvaceae. The transcript is spliced from 6 exons. Bases 319 to 2973 code for a protein of 884 amino acids.
UAUCAUCGUUCAAACCUUAGCCUUCAUCUCCAACGUUUAUUCAGCUUUCUGUCGGUGUAGCUUCCUGUUCAUUGCCAAUUUGCCAUCUCCAUCUUCGAAUCGACACCAUUUCCAUUUUAUGUCCCUUCAUUUUUCUGCACUUCUUCCUUAGCAUUCAGCAAUGGCUCCUGCUCGCUAUCUCAUAUUACUUGCUUCUCUCUGAAAAGCAAAAGGACAUUAUCGAAGCGCCUGAUGUUCUUCAAUGUAGGAGAAGACUGAUUUUUGGGGUGAUAAGUACAUUGUUUGUAAAUGAAAUGAUUUGGUAGAUCAACUGACUCCAUGGGAGGCUUAUUUCACUUUUUCGAAUUCAACCAAGGCAACAUGGCCAGAAAAAUACUUGCACACAAGAGACACGUUGGCGUUUUGGAUGCUCAAUGCAAUAGCUUGGAGAUGCAACUAGAAACUUCUCAGACCUACUGCGCCAUAGAUGAUCUGCCACAUUCUCAUCAAGUUGAAGAAGAUUGGGCAGCAAAAUACUAUUGUCAAACUGAGGCUUCAAUGAAGAAACUAAUAAACGAUGAGAUGUCCAGACAAUCUAACAGCAGACAAAACACACCUAGUAUUGUCGCACGACUUAUGGGGAUGGAUUCAUUGCCAUCAAAUACGAAACCCGUCAUACUUCAAUCCGUUAAGAAAAAGAAUGAUAACCAGCAAAAGUUUUGUAAGAAGGAAAAGAGUGCAAAGGGCUCAGAUGUGCAUUUGGCUUCUGACUCAACUUACUUGAAGAAAAUGGAUGUUGACUCGGCUUAUGGUAGUCAAGACAGAGAUGCAGAGAGGUGGGGCACCAGCCAGAAGUAUGGGAAGCCUAGGUCUCGUGAACAUCCUCAAGAGGAAGAAUUGCAGAAGUUUAAGAAAGAAUUUCAGGCAUGGCAAGCUUCCAGGCUUAGGGAAUAUUCAAAAGUUGCUGGUGUUGGAAGCAUUUCUUUUUCUCAAGAGAAACUUAGCAAGGAAAAAAUGUCACUUUAUGUAGAUUCUGAAAGAACAAAGCAUGAGAAGCCUUUGGAAUCUAAGAGCUUUGCAGUUAAUGAAACUUUGCACAAAAUGCGUUUGCAUCAUCACAGACAUAAAUCAGCUGACUUUAUACCCGAUCAAAAAGAAUCACGAAGACGAUACACAAGUAGGGAUAUUCAUCUACCUUCUAUGAUAUGUUAUAAUGAGAAAGUUGAUGUUGCCCCCACAAGAAUAGUGAUCUUAAAGCCUCGUCCUCUUAGAAUUUACGACCACGAAGAAUCAUGGACUGGUUCCUCUGACACUUUUGAUGAGAGAGCUAGUAUAGAAGAUUUCCUGGAGGAGGUAAAGGAACGACUAAAACUGGAACUGCAAGGUAAAACUCUUAUAAAGAGUUCUUUGGUUAGAGGAAGUGAAAUGAAGACCCCUUUCAGUGAAAAGCCAUCCGAUCCAGGGCAAAUUGCUAAGCACAUUGCAAAACAUGGCAGGGAAAACGUCAGUAGGGAUCUUGAAAUGAACUUAGUUCGAUCGGAAUCAACCAAAUCGUAUAGAAGUUCAGUUCAGUUCAAUGGACCAGACUCCCCUGAGUUCAUCAACAAAGAUACAAGAAGAUUCUUUUCAGAGAGACUAAAGAAUGUUCAAAAACAAGAAACAGUGUUGGAUAUACCAGUAGUUUCCAUCGGCAGCUCUAGAGCAUCCAUGUACGAUAAUGGAAGGGACAGGCUAAAGCAAAUACAAGAUAUGCCAAAGUCCAGAAAUGGGCAGAGCUACUGCAAAAUUGUUAAAGAUGAACAAGAAAUGCAAACCAGAUCUUUCAGGCAUGGAGAUGAUGUUGAACUGCUAAAUAGGGAACCGUCCUCAAGAAAUCUGGUUAGGUCAUUGUCAGCCCCCGUCUCGGGAACAUCAUUUGGAAAGCUGCUUUUAGAGGACCGCCAUAUUAUAACCGGUGCUGAGAUCAGGAGGAAGCAUGAAGGCAUCGAGAAUGUUCCAGUUGAUGUUGGAAAAAGGAAGAAAGAAAGGUUCAAUUUGAAAGAGAAAGUUUCUAAUAUCAAGUAUGGUUUGACACUUCGACGGAGGCUAUUUGGAAGGAAGAUUCAGUCAAUGGUGGAAACAUAUGGUGCACAUGAUGGUCCAGCAAAGGACAUCUUAAGUGGACCAACAGUUAUAAACUUCAGUGAGAGGCAUGAGAAUUCAACGGAGGUGCCUCCCAGCCCGGCAUCGGUUUGCAGCAGCACAAAUGAAGAAUUUUGGGGGCAAGUAGAUUAUCUCACCCCUAUAUCAACACCUGAUGUGAAUUUUGGAGAAGAAAAUGUGGUACCACUGGUUUUCAAAGAGAUCAGUUCUAAUUUGAAUGAGCUGAGGUGGCAACUUAGUGAACUUGAGUCUGACGAGGCGGACGACAUAUCAGUCAAACAUGACUCUGGUGAAUCUGAAAUGGGAGAUCUAGAGGACCAAGGAGAAGGCUAUGUCAGAGACCUGCUUGUUGCUUCUGGUUUGUUUGAUGGAUCAUGUGACAAAUCUUUAUCUAGGUGGGACGCAUUAGCGAAGCCUAUCGAUGACUCUGUCUUUGAACAAGUGGAAGAAUCAUAUAGAAUAUCAGGCAAGGAGAACGACAGCUCUAGAAACAACGAGAACGAGAAGGUAGAUCGAAAGGUGUUACUCGAUUUGUUGAAUGAAGCACUCACAACAAUACUAGGGCAACCGGUUGCCAUGACUCAGUUCAGUAGAAAGCUUCUCAGUUCCUCCAUAUUGUCACCUCCACGAGGAAGGAAGUUGCUGAAUUCCGUGUGGGAAAUUAUCCAAACCAAUUUAUAUCCUCUGAACGAUAGCUGCCACUACUCGCUCGAUAGCAUAGUGGCCCGGGAUUUACGUUCAACCCCUUGGUCUGGCUUGAUAGACAAUGAAACUAAAGUUUUGGGAAGAGAGGUGGCAUGCCACAUUAUCAGAGACCUGGUUGAGGAAAUUGUGAAAGACAUGCAUUCAUGAGUUUUUGGCAGCAGCAAUAUACAUAUUAUUUGCCGGUAAAGGUGAAUAUUAACGGGAGAUGCCCAGUUCCAUGUACAUAUAUUUGCAAGGUUUGCGACAUGUAGGAUGAGUCCAUCAGGUUUAUACAUACUUUAAAUGAUUGCUUGUAUUAUUAGAAUUUUACUCAU